AUGGAUGCUGCUGAAGUUAAAUCAGGGGAUUACCCACCAAGACUUUACCCUGAAGGGUCUUCUAACCUAGAUGGUAAAGUUAUUAAUCAAAAUUUCCAUCCAGGGCAUUUUCCCCACGUUAGAGAAACAAUAGGACUUGAUGUGUGGGAAGAACUGGUGAACUCUCCCAUUGGAGUAGUUGCUAGGCUAGCUGAACGCGAAAGCAUGUGGUCUGGUCCAUUGCCAACCGAAAAUUUUGAUCCUGGUCAAUACAACGAGUUUUGGGGGGAAUUGAAGGCGCCGCUUGGGAUGGGACCAAAGUUAGAUGAACUGAAGGCAACAUUAGCGUUCUGUCCGCUUUGGAGUUUUGAAAAGCGCAAGUGGUUGGGGUUGCUACUUCUUCAAUCCAUGGGAGUCUAUUGUUUGCAUCACAAUUCAAGGGCACCCUUUCAAAGUGCAAUAAGGGUAUUCAAUGAAGCCAUGAGGUCGUAUCCAUGGGGUCGGACUGCAUACGAAGUUCUAAUUGACUAUAUUAAAACGUUGGCUCCAGAUGGAGGUUCAUACACAAUAAGCGGCAUGAAGGACGCGUUAUUGAUUUGGGCUUAUGAAUCCGUCACAUGCUUCGGUGAGAGUUUUGGGAGAGUGAUCAAUAACGAAGACGUUCCGCUUUUGCGAUGGGAUAGAAAGCGUACACGUGCAAACUUUGAUAAAUUGUUGUCUGCCGAAAUCGAAAAGCAUGGCGAGGUGCGUGUGAGGAGAAUGGUUUUGAAUGACUCAAUUGAAGAGAUGUUUCCUAUUUGGCCAGGUGAAGAUGACGACCCACAACUCGUUAGGUUGAUAACAGACAUACAUUCAGGUAGAUUUGUGAAAGGUUUGUGGGAAGUGCAAGGGAAUGCAAAGGGGAAGGGGACUGCAAAGGGGAAGGGGAAUGAGAAGAAGAGAAUGAAGGGUAUAGUUUCGUCAGAAGCUGAGCCACCCACUAAGAAGCAUAAGAAAGUUAAGACACAAAAUGAGUCUGAAGCUGAUGCAGCGGGAAAGGGUUCUAGCGAGAAGGAAGGUAGCAAAGAGUUGGAGUUGGAGAACAAAGCGACUCUAACGACCAUUGUGAGAACUCUGGAUAUUAUUUCCAGAAAAUUUGAUCAGGUUGACUCACGAUUUCUCGCAAAACACUCACUGAAGGAAAAAUCGGAAGUGAACGAACGAGCGAAUCCCGCACAAAAGCCACUCGCCGGAGAGCUGAACCAUAACGCGAGUCAGCUCGCCGGCGAGCUCAACCAUCACGUCGGUCAGCUCGCCGGCAAGCUGAACCGACAUGUGGUUAUACUCGCCCAGCGAGCUCAACCAUCACGCCGGUCAGCUCGCCGGUGA
Messenger RNA from Brassica napus (rape), 1347 nucleotides. RefSeq lists its product as uncharacterized. NCBI's taxonomy places the organism in Eukaryota, Viridiplantae, Streptophyta, Magnoliopsida, Brassicales, Brassicaceae. Bases 1 to 1347 code for a protein of 448 amino acids. The record is from RefSeq and is a predicted model, not a curated record. The transcript is spliced from 4 exons.